This is a messenger RNA of Coccomyxa subellipsoidea C-169, 1593 nucleotides long. RefSeq lists its product as hypothetical. The record is from RefSeq and is a predicted model, not a curated record. NCBI's taxonomy places the organism in Eukaryota, Viridiplantae, Chlorophyta, Trebouxiophyceae, Coccomyxaceae. Bases 1 to 1593 code for a protein of 530 amino acids. The transcript has 6 exons.
AUGCGCUAUCAGCUCAGGGCACGCACGGGCUGCAUCUAUGCUGCCAGGCACGAUACUGGAGCUAGCCAGCGGUCAGACGGAGCCAGCCAGCGCUCGGGAGCAGCCAGCCAGCGCUCAGACGGCCCUGUCACAUCUGACAGCAACAGCGCAUUGCCGCUGGAGUAUGAGGAGGUCAGCGCACUGCAGGCGCAGCUGCAGGACCAGGCAAACUAUGAGCAGCACAGGGCGGAGCACCCAGAGCUGCAUGCAGUGCCAGCGAUGAUGAGCAGGCUGCAGAGAGAUAUUGCUGAGGUGCUGGCAACGGGAAACAUCGACAUGCAUGACACGUUGUGCAUGUGGCACGGAACAGCGGAGGAGGCCAGCGAGCUCAUCGCAAUGAAGAUGCUGGAGUCAGUGUCAGGAAAGCCAGCGGGGCUGCGGCAUGCCUACUCCCUCGCGGCAGCAAAGGGGGAGCAUGCCGCAGCGUACCGGGCAGUCAGGCAGGAGCUGUCGGAGCUGGUGGACAGGGUGUUGACAGCCCUCCUGUUCGGCCACGACAUCCGCGGAGACUUCAGGGCCAGCGAGAUCUUCAGGCGCUUCAGGCGGCUGCUGCAGGCGGCACAGCCAGACACGGUGGUGUACAUCUCUACGCUGGUGCUGAAUCGCCAAGCAAAGCACCAGGUCGAGCAGGCGAUGGCUGGAGCCAGCAUUGGGCUGCACGCUGCUGGAUCCCAGUGCAAUCUCCACGCUCCUGCGGGCAACAGAAUGGGCCGCCUGACGUCCCGGCUAGAGGAUGCUGCCAAGAAGAAGCAUCGCAAGAGCAAGCGCGCCACGGAGCAGAGUGAUGGCAGCAGCCAGAGUGAGGGGAGCAGGGGGAGCGUUGAAGGGGUCGUGCAUCCCUUUGCUCAAUAUGAGGCUUUCUGCAAUAAGUUUGCUGCGGAGGAAGCCUUUGUCGCACUUUCGCAGCCAGUGGGGGUGGGGGCAAACUAUGUGAGGGUGAAGGUGCUGACGGUGAGGAGGGGCACCGACGGGCAGCUGUCGGGCGUGCUGGGCACCUACAUGGGCAGCGCAUUCGGGGGGUUCAGUGUCUUCUACGAGCAGAUGGCCACAGCUGAGACAGUCGCAGCUGUAGAGGCAGAAGAAGCAGCCGAAAAGGCUCAUGAGUCAGAGGAUGAGGCAGGCGCCGCAGCUGAUGGUGAACAGCACAAACAGCACGAGGCUCACGCACCAUCUGAUGACGGGGCAGCCGCAAGCUGCGGGGCAUUGGACUCUGCGGCAGGAGCAAGCGCUGAGGGGCUUUGCGCAGCCCCGCCGGACGCAGUUGGGGUCGCAGCCGCCUCCCUGAAACAGACAGCCGCUGAUGGUCACGCCACAGAGAGUCAGCUGGAUGAGGCACUCGCGGCCGUCCGGCACGAAAUCCAAGGCCUCACAGUCGCUGAUGCCAUGACCUUACCUAACCCGGAAGCGGACAUGCGCGACAACAGUCUGGCGCGUCGCCCGGAUGUCCUGGAGAAGGGGAAGAGGCGGCGGCCGCCGCCAGCGCCGCACGCAUCAGCGCAUGCCCCGCCCCUUUUUGCCGCCUGCAAGAAAGCCCAGGACCAAGAUGUUAGCUGA